CAAUACCGGCCAUGAUCAAUGACUUGGACACAAAAGAAGAGAGAGAACGACAAGAGCAAAACCAAGGAGAGGAAGAAGAGCAAAAAGAAGAAGAAGAAAAUGGCGCAACAGCGACAGUCUCAGAGAAAGGAAAAGGUUCGGCAGAGGAUAUGCGGAAACCAAGUGAACUGGAAUCCAUCCUUCGUAUUGCAGAACCCGCUUUCAAAUCUGCUUUAUAUAAGGCAGAAAAUGAGGAUGAACUGAGUGAGAAUGAAAACGUAACUAUUGUGAAUUAUCUGGAGUGUCUGGUGGUUUUGAGGAAGCUGCAGCGACCUGGAGUGGUGCAGAAUCUGACAGUAAGUGGCCUUAUUCUCUAUAUUGCUGCCUUUCUAUGGAAUAUAUAGGUUUAUCUUUGCUCUUCAAUCUCACUCUUUGUUUAUUUGGUAGGUAGAUGAAUGGGAAAGAAGAAUUCCUCAUCGUGGAACUCAUGUAGUCAUACCGGUGCAGGAACAUAAAAUGGCGGCCAAUCCAUUAGCUGUGCUAGUAUUGACUGUAGAAGAGGAAACGUGGUUUGAUAUCUAUAUUAACAGGGUCAGACCGACAUUUCUACAGGGGAAGAAUGAAAUACAGAACUUUUUUAUCUCCUCUUCUGGUCAAAAGAUUCACAAUGUAUCACAAGAUAUCGCAAGAUUUCAUUACAAAUUUGGAUUGAAAUCAGUGACCAGCGAAAUGGUCAGAAGGAAUGCCGAAACCUUUGUGUUCUCAAAAUGCAAAGAUAUCAACGAGAGGAAUAUAUUUAUAAAAUAUCUGUCACAUUCUAAUCACACGGCUGAACGUGUCUAUCGGGAGAAGAUUAUGGAUGACACGGUGAAACCAUCAGAGACGCCGAUGCUACACGAGAGCAAAGAUAAUCCGACCACCUCCAAAACUGAAGUAGAGGAAAAACCUACAACCUCUCCUGUUAUAAGAUCAAAAAAGGACGAGUUUGAAAAAUUCAUAGAAAAGUAUCCUGUCAAUGUGGAGACGGACCCUCCCCCUCAUAAAAUAUGCCUUGCGGAGUCUGCGGUCCAUGGGCAACAUUUAUAUGACAGGUGGAGGAAAUUGCAGAACAGGAUGCGAGUGCAGUAUAUAAUCGGAUUGCUUCAGAAUGAUCGGCCAAGUGAAGAUCGGGUGAGGAAAUGCAUUGGACUGCAGCUAUGGGAGAACAACUUACCAAGGGUCAGAGACAUUUUACAGCAAUGGAAGAAAAAGUGAUUUCACUGGAAACAGCGACAUUUGUGUUUUGUUGUUUUUAUUUGAUGUGGUUCGGCACG
Molecule: messenger RNA, 1292 nt
Organism: Hyla sarda
Lineage: Eukaryota; Metazoa; Chordata; Amphibia; Anura; Hylidae
Exons: 6
Coding region: 496-1233 (245 amino acids)
Source: RefSeq, a predicted model, not a curated record